Jaculus jaculus (lesser Egyptian jerboa) is the source of this 594-nucleotide messenger RNA. RefSeq names its product S100 calcium binding protein A1 (gene S100a1). Gene Ontology annotation, biological process: regulation of heart contraction. Bases 129 to 413 code for a protein of 94 amino acids. Gene Ontology annotation, cellular component: sarcoplasmic reticulum. The record is from RefSeq and is a predicted model, not a curated record. NCBI's taxonomy places the organism in Eukaryota, Metazoa, Chordata, Mammalia, Rodentia, Dipodidae. Gene Ontology annotation, molecular function: calcium ion binding; S100 protein binding. The transcript has 3 exons.
GAGGGGAGGGGGGUCGGUGGGGGAAGGCCGGCUAAAGACAGGUCUCCCCACACCGCUCCGCAUUUCCAGCCUGAGUCUGUCCAGACCUGCUUCCUACCUCAGGCCCAGGCCAACGGUCUGCUGCUGCCAUGGGCUCUGAGCUGGAGGCUGCGAUGGAGACCCUCAUCAACGUGUUCCACACCCACUCGGGCAAGGAGGGGGACAAGUACAAGCUGAGCAAGAAGGAAUUGAAGGAGUUGCUGCAAACCGAGCUGUCCGGCUUCCUGGAUGUCCAGAAGGACGCGGACGCUGUGGACAAGGUGAUGAAGGAGCUGGACGAAAAUGGAGACGGGGAGGUGGACUUCCAGGAGUACGUCGUGCUGGUGGCUGCUCUCACCGUGGCUUGUAACAACUUCUUCUGGGAGAACAGCUGAGCGCUCAGCCGCAGCGGGCGGUGUCCCUCCCCUCCACCCGGGCCCCCCUCCUCCCCCUCCCCCCCCCCCCCCCCCCGUGCAUUCCAACCCGCCGGUCCUUGACCAGCCCCAGCAUUCGUCAAGGGCUAGAGUGGCAGUUUAGGUCUGUAAACUCAUGUCAUUAAAGGCUUCUGUCUCGCCA